CACGCGGAGGGUGGGGGGUGGGGGGGAGCGUGUUGAGGGAGGGGGGGAGGGGGGACACAGAGGGAGGAAGAAGCGGCGGCGGCGGCUGCUCCUCUUUGCAGAGGGGGAAACUCUUGGGCUGAGAGCAGGAAUAAUGCGGUAGGCAAGGCGGGCUGCUGGCUCCCCCGGCUCCGGCAGCAGCGGCGGCAGCCCGAGCAGCGGCAGCAGCAGCAGCAGCACCCCAGGCGCUGACAGCCCCGCCGGCCGGCUCCCUUGCUGACCGCCGACUGUCAAUGGAGCUGGAAAACAUCGUGGCCAACACGGUCUUGCUGAAAGCCAGGGAAGGGGGCGGAGGAAAGCGCAAAGGGAAAAGCAAGAAGUGGAAGGAAAUCCUGAAGUUCCCUCACAUUAGCCAGUGUGAAGACCUCCGAAGGACCAUAGACAGAGAUUACUGCAGUUUAUGUGACAAGCAGCCAAUCGGGAGGCUGCUUUUCCGGCAGUUUUGUGAAACCAGGCCUGGGCUGGAGUGUUACAUUCAGUUCCUGGACUCCGUGGCAGAAUAUGAAGUUACUCCAGAUGAAAAACUGGGAGAGAAAGGGAAGGAAAUUAUGUCCAAGUACCUCACCCCAAAGUCCCCUGUUUUCAUAGCCCAAGUUGGCCGAGACCUGGUCUCCGAGACGGAGGAGAAGCUCCUGCAGAAGCCGUGCAAAGAACUCUUUUCUGCCUGUGCACAGUCUGUCCACGAGUACCUGAGGGGAGAACCAUUCCACGAAUAUCUGGACAGCAUGUAUUUUGACCGCUUUCUCCAGUGGAAGUGGUUGGAAAGGCAACCGGUGACCAAAAACACUUUCAGGCAGUACCGAGUGCUAGGAAAAGGGGGCUUCGGGGAGGUCUGUGCCUGCCAGGUUCGGGCCACGGGUAAAAUGUAUGCCUGCAAGCGCUUGGAGAAGAAGAGGAUCAAAAAGAGGAAAGGGGAGUCCAUGGCCCUCAACGAGAAGCAGAUCCUCGAGAAGGUCAACAGUCAGUUUGUGGUCAGCCUCGCCUGUGCCUACGAGACCAAAGAUGCUGUGCGAGUCUGGCCAUCAUGGAAACGGGGUGACCUGAAGUUCCACAUCUACAACACCGACCCCGGCUUCGAGGAGGAGGCGGGCCUUGUUCUGUGAGAUCCUCUGCUGGCUUGAAGACCUCCAGCAGAGAUCCUCUGUGGCUUAGAAGACCUCCACCGUGAGAACACCGUCUACCGAGAUCUGAAACCUGAAAACAUCCUGUUAGAUGAUUAUGGCCACAUUAGGAUCUCAGACCUGGGCUUGGCUGUGAAGAUCCCCGAGGGAGACCUGAUCCGCGGCCGGGUGGGCACUGUUGGCUACAUGGCUCCAGAGGUCCUGAACAACCAGAGGUACGGCCUGAGCCCCGACUACUGGGGCCUGGGCUGCCUCAUCUAUGAGAUGAUCGAGGGCCAGUCGCCAUUCCGCGGCCGCAAGGAGAAGGUGAAGCGGGAGGAGGUGGACCGCCGGGUCCUGGAGACCGAAGAGGUGUACUCCCGAAAGUUCUCCGAGGAGGCCGAGUCCAUCUGCAAGAUGCUGCUCACCAAAGAUGCAAAGCAGAGGCUGGGCUGCCAGGAGGAGGGGGCUGCAGAGGUCAAGAGACACCCCUUCUUCAGGAACAUGAACUUCAAGCGCUUAGAAGCCGGGAUGUUGGAUCCUCCCUUCGUUCCAGACCCCCGCGCUGUGUACUGUAAGGACGUGCUGGACAUCGAGCAGUUCUCCACUGUGAAGGGCGUCAAUCUGGACCACACAGAUGACGACUUCUACUCCAAGUUCUCCACGGGUUCUGUGUCCAUCCCAUGGCAAAAUGAGAUGAUAGAAACAGAAUGCUUUAAGGAGCUGAACGUGUUUGGACCUAAUGGUACCCUCUCGCCAGACCUGAACAGAAAUCACCCUCCGGAACCGCCAAAGAAAGGGCUGCUCCAGAGAAUCUUCAAGCGUCAGCAUCAGAACAAUUCCAAGAGUUCGCCCAGCUCCAAGACCAAUUUUAACCACCACAUAAACUCAAACCACGUCAGCUCGAACUCCACCGGAAGCAGCUAGUUCCGGCUCUGGAAGUCCACAGUGGAACCAGCGCAGACCUUCUCCUUAGAAGCGGAAGUACUGGAGCUUCUGCUCUGGUGGGGCUGCCAGGGGAGCCCCCCAGGAGCCGGGGAAGGAGGCCGUCCGUCCCGUCGACGUAGAACCUCGAGGUUUCUCAAGGAAAUUUCCACUCAGGUCUGUUUUCCGAGGUGGCCCCGGCCGGGGUGGAUUGGAUUUGUCUUUGGUGAACAUUGCAAUAGAAAUCCAAUUGGAUACGACAACUUGCACGUAUUUUAAUAGCGUCAUAACUAGAACUGAAUUUUGUCUUUAUGAUUUUUAAAGAAAAGUUUUGUAAAUUUCUCUACUGUCUCAGUUUACAUUUUGUAUAUUUGUAUUUAAAGAAAGUGAGAUUUGAGGGUGUAUAUUUUCUGUGCAGCCACUGUUAACCCAUGUGUUCCAAGGCAUUUUAGUGGGGAGGGGUUUACCAAAAAAAAAAAAAAAAAAAUGUGACUCAAGACUUCCAGAGCCUCAAAUGAGAAAAUGUCUUUAUUAAAUGUAGAAAGUGAUUCACACUUCA
This is a messenger RNA of Chlorocebus sabaeus (green monkey), 2622 nucleotides long. RefSeq names its product G protein-coupled receptor kinase 5 (gene GRK5). NCBI's taxonomy places the organism in Eukaryota, Metazoa, Chordata, Mammalia, Primates, Cercopithecidae. The record is from RefSeq and is a predicted model, not a curated record. Gene Ontology annotation, molecular function: ATP binding; G protein-coupled receptor kinase activity. Gene Ontology annotation, biological process: regulation of signal transduction; signal transduction; protein phosphorylation. Gene Ontology annotation, cellular component: cytoplasm.